This is a messenger RNA of Peromyscus leucopus (white-footed mouse), 838 nucleotides long. RefSeq names its product DNA-directed RNA polymerase III subunit RPC9-like. The record is from RefSeq and is a predicted model, not a curated record. Gene Ontology annotation, biological process: transcription initiation at RNA polymerase III promoter. The transcript is spliced from 3 exons. The coding region runs from base 138 to 404 and encodes 88 amino acids. Gene Ontology annotation, molecular function: nucleotide binding. Gene Ontology annotation, cellular component: RNA polymerase III complex. NCBI's taxonomy places the organism in Eukaryota, Metazoa, Chordata, Mammalia, Rodentia, Cricetidae.
GCAGCGCUCCCGGCAUGCAGCACGGCCGUCCCAGCGUGCCUUGCGGCACACACACACACCGGCGGAGAGCUGGGCGGCGGUGGCACCACGGGAGGCCUUUCCGUUCCAGCGGCUGCAAACGACGACGCUGAGGCGACAUGGAAGUGAAGGAUGCGAACGCGGCCCUGCUCAGUAACUACGAGGUGUACCAGUUACUGACAGACCUCAAAGGGCAGCGGAAGGAGAGCGGGAAGAACAAGCACAGCGCUGGGCAGCAGAACUUGAACACCAUCACCUACGAGGUGAGCCCGGCUGCUCAGGCCUCACCAGGCGGGAGGGUGGCUGCUGCUUCGGGAAAUGGGAGCAGUCCGGCCACCUGCCAGAUAGUGAGACCGGAUAAGAUUGUCCUCACUUGUAGACACUAAGUGCACAUUUGGGUCUCCACCUGAACCACCUUCAGGUGCUCCCGGUCAGCUGGCUGGGGUCCUUUUGCUCUCCCUGGAUGAGAGUCCUGGGUAGGUGGGGAAGCUCUCACAGUGCUCGGGCUGGCUGGUCAGUGGGGCUUUUGUUACUUGGAGGUAAGAGCAGCUGGCCCAUGGGAGCCUCAGAGGAUGGCGCCCUCUAGUGUUGUAACCUCAUGCGGGCUUUUGAUAGUGUGACUUCCCGUUCCAUUUCUUGGGUAGGCCUAGGAAGUUGGGAUUCCUCCGUAGCAGUUGACGGUGGAGCUUCCCAGCAGGACUAGGUGUUGGGACUCUUCAGCCCUUGAUAGUAUCAGUAUUACACUUUGCAGGCCUGGGGUGCCUGACAGCUUUGGUCCUAAGCACUUGAUGGCUCUCUGGAUUCUUCUGCCCAUCUGUUU